Chlorella variabilis is the source of this 2154-nucleotide messenger RNA. RefSeq lists its product as hypothetical. Lineage: Eukaryota; Viridiplantae; Chlorophyta; Trebouxiophyceae; Chlorellales; Chlorellaceae. Gene Ontology annotation, molecular function: GDP-Man:Man(3)GlcNAc(2)-PP-Dol alpha-1,2-mannosyltransferase activity. Gene Ontology annotation, cellular component: endoplasmic reticulum membrane. The record is from RefSeq and is a predicted model, not a curated record. The coding region runs from base 637 to 2019 and encodes 460 amino acids. The transcript is spliced from 9 exons. Gene Ontology annotation, biological process: protein N-linked glycosylation.
CCCAGCCCGGCACGACGCUGGCCAACUGCUGCGACCUGCGCCGAUGCGGGCUGGAGCUGGGGGUCACCGUGGUGCUCACCUGGCUCACUAGGUGCUCCCAGAUGCGGGGGCUGGGCCUGGUAGUGCGGGACCAGUGCGUCAAGCUGAUCACAGGCCAGCUGCCGGUGCGCCAGGCGGAUGCCUGCGAGCGUCAGAUUGGUGCAUCGGAUAGCGACCCAUGCGGCACAGCGCUGCGGGACGAGCUGCUGCGCAUGCUGACCACCGGCAUUUCCAGCCUGCCUGCGUUUGAGGGCCUGAUGCCUGUGCGCCUGGCUCAGGAUGCAGCAUCUUGUGCGGAUGAUGGCACUACCAUCCUCAUCUCCACCGCCGGCCUCUACAAGAACCUUGGCAGCGCCUGAUGGGCGCCAAUUCUACCCGCUUGAGUUGUGAGUUGUGCUCUGGCCAGGAUGUGUCCUCCCGUGUCGUGCACAUGCGCUGCCAGCUGCUCGGACCACCCUGCUGUUAUGUGUUAGGAGCACCAGCUAGAGUUAUUUGGAAAUCUUUUGGCUUCAAAUGUUUUUGUGCCGCGACUGACAGCGGGCAGCCUGCAAUCGCCUGGCGCCGCCCCCUUGCACCCUCGUGUCUUUCCCAGUGACGAUGAUCCCUGCCUUGAAAACAGCGUUGUUUGCAUGUUGCUUGAGACUCUCUAGCUCUCCAACGCUUGGCACCGUGGCCUUCUUCCACCCCUUUGCUGAUGGCGGCGGCGGCGGCGAGCGCGUGCUCUGGUGGCAUUUCUUUAACACUACCUGCAUUUCUUUAACACUACGCGCCCACCUCACCGUCCCACCGCCGCAGGUGGUGCCCCUAGCCAACCGCGACCUUCUGCUGCCGGGGCGUUACCCACGCUUCACCAUGAUUGGCCAGGCGCUGGGGUCGGUGCGCGUGGCGUGGCAGGGCCUGCGCCAGCUGCUGCCCGAGGUGUGGGUGGACACCACGGGGUGGGCCUUCCCGUACCCGCUGGCCAGGCUGGCGGGUGCGCGCGUGGCGGCGUAUGUUCACUACCCCACCAUCAGCACAGACAUGCUGCAGAGGGUGUGGGACCGCGAUGCUCUGUACAACAACAGCGAGGAGGUGGCGGCUUGCCCGCUCAAGUCGCUGGCCAAGCUGGCGUACUAUCACGCCUUUGCGCUGCUCUACGGCGCGAUGGGCGCCUUUGCGCAGGUGGUGAUGGUGAACAGCAGCUGGACGCGGCGGCACAUCGUGGAUCUGUGGUGGCAGUGGAACAAGCCGGCGCGGGUGUACCCGCCGUGCGACACGCGCGCGCUGCAGGCGCUGCCGCUGGACCGCCGCCUCAAGCGCGUCUACCUGCUGUCCAUCGCCCAGUUCAGGCCCGAGAAGGAUCAUGCCAUGCAGCUGCGGGCACUGGCGGCGGCGCGCCGCAAGGCUGCGGGCAUGCACGACGGCGGCGGAGAGGCGGUGCUGGCUGCCCACCUCAAGCUGGUGGGCAGCUGCCGCAACGCCGAGGACGAGCAGCGCAUACAGCAGCUCAAAGACCUGGCCGAGGAGCUGGGCAUCGGCGACCGCGUCGACUUCUGCGUGAACGCCAGCUUUGACGAGCUGCGCGCUCUGCUGGCGGAUGCGGUGGCGGGGCUGCACACCAUGGUGGACGAGCACUUUGGCAUCUCGGUGGUGGAGUACAUGGCGGCAGGCGUGGUGCCCAUAGCGCACGACUCGGCCGGCCCGCGCGAGGACAUUGUGCUGCCAGAGGGGGGGCCGCCGGGCAGCGGCGGCGGCGGCGGCGGCGGCGGCGGCCAGCCCACGGGCUACCUGUGUAGCACGCUGCAGCAGUAUGCGGAUGCGAUCAUCGAGGUGCUGGGCAUGGAGCAGCUGGAGCGCAUGCGGGUGGCGGCGGCGGCGCGCCGCCGUGCAGCGCAGUUCUCCGACCAGCGCUUCCAGAAGGAGCUGAUGGCGUGCAUGGAGGACGUGCUGCCGCUGGGGCGCAGCCGGCAGCCCACCAACCUGCUGUCCGCGUCGCAGUGACUGCUCGGCACCCUGCCUGGGCCAAUCCGCUUCUGCCCCUGGCGGCGCCAGCUGGACAGCGGGCUCUUCUCAUGAAAUGCUCACCGGGCAGGUCUUGACCACAGCACAGAGCAUUACAUUAACGUGAGCAUGAGC